Wyeomyia smithii (pitcher-plant mosquito) is the source of this 7192-nucleotide messenger RNA. RefSeq lists its product as uncharacterized. Gene Ontology annotation, cellular component: nucleus. Lineage: Eukaryota; Metazoa; Arthropoda; Insecta; Diptera; Culicidae. Gene Ontology annotation, molecular function: mRNA binding. The record is from RefSeq and is a predicted model, not a curated record. The transcript has a single exon. Bases 1502 to 3967 code for a protein of 821 amino acids. Gene Ontology annotation, biological process: RNA processing.
GCUGCAUUUCAGUCUUUCAACAACACUUGUCGUGGAAACACCCUAAAAGAUUGUACUUUUGCUCUGUACGCGUGUGAACGCAAUAUCAAACCAGUGAAAAUCGAGCCCGAGAUCAGAUCUGGAAAACUAUUUCCAGCAGUAUAGAACUGACUUACUGUACUUGCAAAUCCGUUCAAACUUCAAAUACCCUCUGUCCAGUCACGGUUUUUACGAUCGCGUACGAGAAUAGCAAUCAAAAAUCACAUUUUUUGAUUCGAUUAUCACAUCAGAAGAAGUGAAGCCGGUCGAAGGCUUUGAUUGAUGUUUUGAUUAGUGCAAGUUGGAAAGCAAUUUACUGUGCCAGCUGAUGGUGCAACAAGAAAUGAAAAUUAAAAACUGAUUUUUAAGGCGUUGCAGCAGGCCCGUGACACACGUACAGAGAGAGAUCAAGGAAGAUUGUUUUGACAAAAGCAAGUGUAUGCAGAGAGAUCGCUACGGUGUUCCUGCAAAGUGAACUGCCCUGUUUUCGGAGAGCUAGGUCCUUCAUAUGGAAUUACACUGAAAGUGGCAGUAGCUGAGUUUUCCGAAGAACAAAAACCUGAAUAACCCUUACGGUAGUAAUACUAAACGUGGCAUUAAAAAUUGAGAAUAUAAAGUGAUAUGAACCAUCGUGUUAAGUACCAACAAAUCAUUCGGGACAAAGAAAAGUGUGCAAUAAUUUCGACACAGAGCAAGUGUAAAAAAAGCUAUAGAAAGACUACAUGAAAACAUUUCACUUUAUUCAACGAUAAUUCAAAUCAAUUGUUAGUUACGCGCAGCACGAAACGGUACACAAUAUAGUUAAGAAAUUAAACGGAAAAUCGGGAAAAGGAAAAAAAACUAAAGGCACUGAACCGAAUUUACGUCUCUACCAUCUCAACUUCCUCUCUGUUGCCAAUAACUGACUGUGUUACGUAUAUACCGCUUUUCGUAGCCGCCCGUGUGCCGUGGUGGCGAAAAGUGUAAUUGUGAAAGUACCCCAAACCUAAACUCGUCGUCACAGUGUGCACGAGAGACUUUGACGAGUGUAGAAGCGGAAAAAAAAACUAACUACCUGCGGCUGCCGCACUCUUUGCUGACUGGUCGAUGAAUCCAGCUAACGAAAAACUAUCGAAGAGAGCUGAAAAACGGAAAAUUGUGUGGUAGACUCGUGGCGAAUAAAAUGCAUGGAAAACGUUCACUGCAGUAUUGGUAGAUAGUUUCGUGCAGGAACGAAAUUGAAAAGUUAAUUAACUCAAAAGUGAUAAUCGGCUGUGCAAAAAAAAAAAAAAAACACUUGUUCGUCGUUGUAAAUACAAAACGUUCGAAACAAAAGGAAAGGUUGAUAACAUACCUUCAACUAUAUCAAACGGAGCUUGCUUGAAAAGUAAAUACACCCGUUCACACAAAACGAAGCCAUAUUAGAUAGCUAACCCUGCGAUAUACAGCAAUCAAUUAGAGUUUAUUAGAGUGCUACUUGAACCAGCACGAAAUCGUAACCAACAUGUCUACGGCACCACAAAGUGAAUCAGUUCCCCAGUUGGGCACACUGCCAGCUGCUAUAACAGCAACGACAGCAACACAAGCAGUCGCUCCGUCGCAGCCAUCGAGCGUGGCGAAUAGCAACAGCAGUGUAAGAAUUGUUGAAAAAGUGGAAAUGGCCACGAUGACUGAUAUGUUUCCCAUAGAAAAAGAAGAAAGUGAAAGUGCUACACAGAGUAGUAAACUAAGCGUGAGUGGAGAUGUGGCGAAAAGCAAAACGCUGCCCCAGCCGGCGGCCCCUCUACAGCCACCGGUUAAAAUCCAGUGCGUAUUGCCAGCUACCAUCACUGAGAACAGUGAAAUGGUUAUCAAAGAGACCGUCAAAGAUAUGGAAAAACUAGAACUGGAUGAUGCUGCUCACGCGGAAGAACCUGACACGCUUUCACCUCUUAUGACCGAUAACUAUACGUAUCUUCAACAUCAAGAAAUGGUGCUGGAAGAAGCUGAAAUUAAUCCCCAACAUCACUAUCAUCAUCAUCAUCACCAUCACGGUCACGAUGAAAUCCACGAUUAUGAUCUUGAUGAUGACGAAGAGGAGGAUGAUGAAAUGUACAUGGAAGAAGACGAUCACAUGGUGCCUCUUUCGGUGGUUCCGCCUGUCAAUAUGAAACAUUCAGACACGAAGGACUCGAUUAGUUCCAUUGACAGUGACGUUUCCUUGUCGUAUGACAGACGAAAUUCAACCGAAUUGCAGCAGCCAACGGAAGAUGCCGGAACUGGUUCCUCUGAUGAUAAUGCUAAGGAUUCCGGAUGUGAAAUCACAAAAAAAUUGGAAGAAAAUGCUACUACUGAAGAGGAUGCUUACGAGAUCCCAGAUGAUGAUAUGUGUGAGAAAAUUAUAGAACAAGUGGAAUUUUAUUUUUCCAACGACAACAUUUUAAAAGAUGCUUUUCUGUUGAAGCAUGUUCGUCGAAACAAAGAAGGAUUUGUUAGUCUGAAGCUGGUAUCUAGCUUUAAGCGUGUUCGACAGUUAACGAAAGAUUGGCGAGUUGUCGGCUACGCUAUCAAACGCAAAAGCGUCAAGAUUGAGUUGAACGAUUUGGGUACGAAAAUUCGUCGCCUAGAACCACUACCAUUGUACGAUGAAACAACACCCUCCAGAACAGUCGUGGCAACUGGUUUACCAUACGACAAAUAUACAGUGGAAAAAGUGUCCGAGCUAUUCUCCAAAUGCGGUGAAAUAUCACUUAUUCGUGUUUUGCGUCCUGGAGGACCUAUUCCAGCAGAUGUUCGUCAAUUUAUCAACAAACACCCCGAGUUGCAGCAAAAUGAGUGCGCACUAAUCGAAUUUACCGAGUCGGUGUCAGCUCGCCGUGCUCAAAAUAUAGAGGAGUUCAUUGUCCUGGAACUGGUCGCACCGAAAAAGAAAACUGGUAAAAAGGCAAACGUAACCCGAUUUGUUGAAAAUUACAAAUACGUGGCCGGUCAUGACAUUGAGCGUAGUCGGGGUGGCGAAACGUUCGAUCGAUUCAAAAUGCGACGAGGCUCUGGUUUUUACCCUAAGCAGGAAAUACAGCAUGUAUACCAGCCGAUGAUUCCACAGCCUAUGCCGCCUCAAGAGCAGCCAAGCAUGCAACCAAUUAUGCCGCUCCAACCUCAGCAACAGCAACAGAUGCAGCUGCAGCAACAGCAGCAGCCACCCCCACAACAGCCCAUGUUCAUACCACACUCACCGCAGCAGAGAAAGUAUUCAUACGGAAACGAAAAUUACGACUAUUUCAACCGCCGCCCGAGCACAUUUUCAAUGGGAAGCAGCGACGUUUCUCGUAAAUACUCAAGCUGUUCUGAAGGAUACUCCAGCUGUGGCGAAAUGUCACGACGGAUGUCACAGUGUUCAUCAGGUGUCGACAGCAUAUCACGAAGGACAUCCAACUGCUCUGAAGUGCCAUCUAGACGUUCAUCAAACUGUUCGGACUUCUGUUCAUGCUCACGUCGCGUCUCCCAAUGCUCGGAUAUGUACCGUCGAAUUCCCCAAUGUUCAGACUAUAACCAGCGCAAGUUCUCGGUUGGGUCCAACUACGAUCGUAAAUUCACAAACUCCCCGGAUAUGGGUAUGCCCCAGCGUCGCAUUUCAAUUGAGUCAAACUAUGAGCGAAAGUUUUCCACUGGAUCGAAUAUGUACGACAGUCCAAACAUUUCUCCCAGAAAGUACUCCAAUGGUUUCGAUCCGCUGAGAAAAUUGUCGAGUAGCUCCGAAUAUUACAACGGGCGGCGCAUUUCAACCGAUUCAGGCUAUGAUCGGCGGAUCUCGAUUGGCUCCGAAUGUUCAAACAGUGGACCAAGGUCACGCUCCGGUAGUGCGGUACAAAUGCAGUGUCAGCAGCACGGCCAGGCAGAAACGGUAGUACGCACUCCGAUUGGUCCAGAUGGCAGCAAAGGAUUUGGUUCGCGGACCCGACGCGUAGGACAGAUUGUACCACCUGCUUGAACUGAAACGUGAACUCACGUGACUAAACGUCGUUGUCUGCUUCUUAUUUAAGUAUGUAUAUCACACUUAGUUCUUUUUUAUUCAGCUAGAUGUUCGAUACGCAUGUGUGUAAAGAAGUAGCACGCAAGAGAGAAUGUGAACGAGAAUGUUCGUUGAGAGUUACUUAGAGCGCAAUCUAGAAUCCUAGGUAACACGCUUUAAAAGACUUUCACUGUCCCAGAUUUCUCACGCUCAUGCACCUAGGCCUAGCGACGAAUAAGAAUAUGCAUAAACGGUAAGAAGAGGUACAUACUAAAAGUUGCGCAAAGUCAACGGCGUCGGCGAUGACGCACCGCGCACCGCCCGCAUGCUCUAGCACAAACAGACCCAAAGAGUGUGCAAAUUGGGCCCAGAUCGGUCUGCAGAUAAAAACGUGCUCAGACGAGAGAGUAACAAGAAGGCAGACAGCAUGGCGUGGCACGUGAGCGGAGUUCACGAACACGAGUGUGAGUGAGAGGAUGCAGGCCUGAGAGAAUCUUGGUCUGGACUCUCCGAUCGCGUCACCGUACGUUUCUAGAUUUCGAUUUUUCUUUUUCAUCGCGCCCGCUUCACGGUUGGUGGGCACAAUGAUGAACGGGUGCCGCCGCCGUCGUCACCACCCCGACGAUCGUUGACUUUGCGCGAGAUUUGCGUAGACUCGCGUACGACAGCGUGGACGAACAAGAGCUGGCGGGUGCACUAAGUAGCGCAAGGGUGAGGGAUCACGGAAUGUGCGAGGAACAUUCUUCUUGAGCGAGUGAGAGACUAGUGUUUUCGUGUGUAUGCGUGUGUGUUUUGUUUUUGUAUUCCAAUGAUGUUGAAAGAUUUCUAUUUUUAUUUAAGUAAGAAUUUUUGUUACGUUACAUUUACCCUGUUAUUAUUAUCAUCGACCUUGUAUCUCGUAACAUUGUUGUAUUUUAUCUCGUAACAUUGUUGUAUUUUAUUCGUAUUUAUUAUAAGUUUUUUUUGCGCAUUACUAGAUGUUAUGAAGCUCGUCGAGAAUGAAACAACAUGUGCAGCUAGAUUAGAAAAUCUAGACAUUAGAACAGACGCAGUUCACUUUUAUGUGUAUAAAAAUGUAUUGGCAGUGCUCUAACGUUGGUUAUACAUUCACUUGAAAGGAAUGAUGGCAUGCUGUCCGAUUUGAAACUGUUACAACAUAUAAAUCAAUGUUGAUAAUCAGUUAGCCAUUUGUCUUUACCCUUUUUUCGAACAAAUGGCAUAGUAUACGCGAUUUAGUUGGCUUCUCUGGUAGUAUAUGAUCUCCCAGUGUUUGCACUCGAAAUAUCUCAGAAUAAUCGUAAGCAAACAUUCUUAUCUAUUUUGGAAAAAAACUGUGUACAGUGCAUAUUAUCUUCGUAUGAAAAAUAUAUUUUAUUUUUGGAAUAUGUUAUCGAUUUAAACUUCAAGAAAGACUUUCUCUCAUCACUUUGUAUGACAUAAACCAAACGCAAUUCGUUGUCGUCAAAUAACAUGUUAAAAGCCAAAUACUCUCCAGUUGUUGUUAUGUGAAAGGGGAAAUUGGUUCGAAAUUGAAUAAACCUGUCACUUGUAUUUAUUUAUUUUUUUUUCUUCGCGCUGGCCAUCAUUUUUAUGAUUGCUCGCUUUCCAGCUGAUCGCAUUUCUUAACAGCAGCCGGUAUUAUAAAUGUAAAAAUAUAUGCAGUACUUCCUUGCGGCCGACAAAGAAAGCAAAAAAAGGUAAAACUGCUGCAAUAACACCUAGGCGGACUCCGUAGUGAAAAUAAUUGCGGCGCGCCGUGAGCCCAAACCGAACCGAAAAGUAACGCGAAAAUGCGCAAACCCAUCUACCGAUGCAUUGAGAAAGUCUUGAAUUUUUCCCCAAAGCGCAAAGACCACGCACGCCCGGGCGGCCACAUUUUCCCUCUUCUCUGCUGCGGGCCGCGUCGAACCGAGCCAAAUCGAACAGCAUGCACGCUAUUUAUUUCAAGUUUUAAUGAAACCUAAUGAAUGUAUCGUAAGUACGUAGGUAUGCGUUAUUCGUUAGCUAUCAGCCUUCAGUUAAGCUGUAACCGAACCAGCCAACGUCAACAAUAGUUUAUCGCUUCAUUUAUACACUUCCACGUUGCGAUACAUCGCGAUUAACUAUAGGCACGUGAGCUUGCCUGAUUGCAAAGUUAACUAGGCUUCAAACUGACAAUGCAUUAUCACUAGUUUUCCGGAAAAUGGAUGCAGUCCAUGUUGUCAGGGUUGGGGUGUAAUUCAAUUUUUGAAAAGUCUGAAAACUGAUCUAAUUGUUUAGAGACAAUUAUUACCUACAUUGAAGUUUUCUGUUUGGUAUUGGAAAACAACAUUGUCUCUGAUUUGAUACUUAAAAUAAAAACAAUUAUCCCAAUCAUUCAAUUUGGAGAGAAGUUCUUUUGCCUUCAAUAUUUGAUACCAUUUAUCACAACUUGGAAGUGUCACGAUUAGAAAUGAUUUGAUGCAAUCUUUGGAAAGAUGAACACAAAUUUGUGAUUGUACCUACUUCAUCUAAUACAGAGUUAGUUUAGCUUUUGAUGUUCAAACUUUGAGAAAGAAAAGGCAAUGUAACGAUAAAUGUUGGAAUGAUAUGGAAAAAGUGACAGUUAGUUUGUAAAACUUGUACUAUUUGGAAAUAUGUAAUUUAUAAAUAUAACUAAUAAUAAUAUGUAUAGUAUUUAAAUAAUCAAUAAAAACCUACGUUAAAUGCUGGGAUGAAUGCAACAUGAAAAUAAUAUAAAUCAAGCAGGGACUAAUUAGAUUCCCAAAAUCAAAUCAUUAAGCAUAUUUGGGUUGAUUUAUCUAUCACAUGCAAUAAUUAUAUUAAUUAUUACGAAUAGUUACACCUCGGUUAAAAUGCUUAAGAGUGAAAGGCUAAUGGUGCGCAGCAUGCAAUUUAGUUUCUUGUAUUGAACAACUGUGUAGAAGAGAAGAGAGAAUUAAACUCAGUAAGGAUCUAGUAAGUAAGACAGAAACUGUUCUGUUCAAUAAUUUCGAGGAAAUAAAAACCAAAAACAGGACGAACGAACAAACCAAGAACUGUGAAGUGAGAUAAAAGAAACACAAUUAGAGCCUAAUAUUCAAACUACUAUUUUUAUACGAUGAUAUUUUAUCGCAUAACUUGUCGUGUAGUCUAGAAUACUAGUGAUGAGUAAACAAUGUAUUCUGUAUGUAAAGCAUGAAAAAUUUUACACAUUAAAAAAAGCUACUGUCAUUAGUUUUAUUA